Ilex paraguariensis (yerba mate) is the source of this 1358-nucleotide messenger RNA. The record is from the annotation of a GenBank genome assembly. Lineage: Eukaryota; Viridiplantae; Streptophyta; Magnoliopsida; Aquifoliales; Aquifoliaceae.
GCCUUGUGCUGAUUCCUCCUACGACUCGUCAUCCCCUUCUCUUUCAACGAUUCUAAAAUAUUCACACACACACACACACACACACACACACACACACACAGACAAACAGAUCAGAUUCAAAACCGGUCUAAACACAGUGUGCUAGGGUUUUUCCCAUAACCGAACACAGACGAGACAAGCCACAGUUUUUCACCAUGAAAAAAAAUCCACAAAUGAUCUUAUAAUUCCCAAAACCUCACCUUUUUCUCUCUCUCUCUCUCUCACAGACACACAUACAAAACACUUCUUCAGAUCAGUUGGUCGCAUCAAAUAUGGGGGUGAAAAUGGAGAAGAAGGAGGAUGUACCAUCAUCAACCAAUUUCUUCUCCCUCAAAACAUUCAAGCUGAAAACGAAGCAACAGGAGCUGUUGAUCCGGGUCACGAUCCUCUUCUUGGUCUAUAUUUUGGCUUUUAUCACUAGGCUUUUCAGUGUGCUACGUUACGAGAGCAUGAUCCACGAGUUCGAUCCCUACUUCAAUUACCGUACCACUCUGUUCUUGACUCAGAAGGGUUUUUACGAGUUCUGGAACUGGUUUGAUUCCGAGUCUUGGUACCCAUUGGGUCGGAUCAUUGGUGGGACUCUCUACCCCGGUCUCAUGGUCACUGCUGCUCUGAUUUAUUGGGCUUUGCGAUUCCUCAGGUUUGCAGUCCACAUUCGUGAGGUCUGUGUAUUGACUGCCCCAUUCUUUGCGUCCAACACCACUCUAGUUGCAUACUUCUUUGGGAAAGAGCUUUGGGAUUCAGGCGCCGGGCUUGUCGCUGCAGUGUUGAUUGCCAUUUGUCCCGGUUACAUCUCGAGGUCUGUGGCAGGGUCGUAUGAUAAUGAGGGGGUUGCAAUUUUUGCUCUACUGCUUACAUUCUAUCUGUUUGUUAAGGCAGUGAAUACGGGUUCCCUCGCUUGGGCUUUGGCCUCAGCUUUUGGGUACUUCUACAUGGUUUCUGCAUGGGGUGGCUAUGUUUUUAUAAUUAAUUUGAUCCCGCUGUAUGUGAUGGUUCUGUUGAUUACUGGGAGAUAUUCAAUGAGGUUGUAUGUAGCAUAUAAUUGCAUGUAUGUGUUAGGGAUGUUGCUCGCAAUGCAGAUUCGAUUUGUGGGUUUUCAGCAUGUUCAGUCUGGAGAGCAUAUGGCUGCGAUGGGUGUGUUUUUCUUGAUGCAGGUAUCAAAUUUUGACUCUGUCCAGUUUGCAGAUGACUGCUUCAAAUCUUUUGCUUCUAAGUCCCUUUUUUAUGUGGAGAAGUGUCGUUGCAAGUUACUUGCACUGUUAUUAUAUCUUCCUUUGUUUUCAAUAGUUGAUAUUAUUAUUAAAAAUGAUUUUGCAUAA